UGUGACGUAUCUCUCGAUCUAUUAAGAAUGGUAAAAUAGGAGGAGAAACAUAUCAUGCCACAUGAAAAAGAGGCAAUAGAGAAUAUAGCCCUAGAGGAAGGGAAGGAGGUGAAAAUUGGAACACUGAUCGCUAAUGACACAAGGCGUAGCUUGAUUGAGUUGCUUUAGGAAUUCAAGGAUAUCUUUGCAUGGUCUUAUCAGGAUAUGCCCGGAUUGAGUACUGACAUUGCAGUACAUCGUCUUUCGAUAAGACAAGAAUAUAGACCGGUCCAACAGAAGUUGCGAAGGAUGCGACCAGACAUUGUCCUGAAAAUAAAAGAUGAGGUCAAGAAGCAGUUUGAUGCAGGAUUUCUGCAGGAAGUGAAGUACUCUGAAUGGGUAGCUAAUAUUGUACCAGUCCCUAAGAAAGACAGGAAGGUACGAAUGUGCGUUGAUUACAAAGAUCUAAACAAAGCAAGCCCAAAGGAUAAUUUUCCUCUGCCACACAUCGACACUUUAGUAGACAACACAGCGGGAUAUUCGUUGUUCUCCUUCAUGGACGGCUUCUCAGGAUACAAUCAGAUAAAGAUGCAUCCAGAGGAUAUGGAUAAAACUAAUUUCAUAACAUUGUGGGGCACCUUUUGUUAUAAAGUAAUGCCAUUUGGGUUGAAGAACGCAGGGGCAACAUACCAACGAGCCAUGUUAAACUUGUUUCACAACAUGAUGCAUAAGGAUAUUGAGGUAUACGUUGAUGAUAUGAUCGCCAAGUCGCGAACAGAAAAAGAACACAUUGAGGUCUUGAGAGGAUUGUUCUUAAGAUUGAGAAAAUUUCAGUUGAAGCUCAAUCUAGCAAAGUGCACCUUUGGAGCCAGAUCGGGGAAGUUAUUAGGCUUCAUAGUCAGUGAAAAGGGAAUCAAAGUUGAUUCAGACAAGGUCAAAGCCAUACGGGAGUUGCCUCCACCACGUACUCAAAAAGAAGUUCGAGGAUUCCUAGGAAGGUUGAAUUACAUUGCUCGGUUCAUUUCACAAUUGACUGAGAAAUGUGAUCCUAUCUUUCGUCUCCUCAGAAAGCACAAUCAAGGUGCUUGGGAUGAAGAAUGCCAGAAUGCUUUUGAGAAAGUCAAGCAGUAUUUGUUGAAUGCUCCAGUGUUAUCUCCGCCUAGUCCAGAUAAACCGUUAAUACUAUACUUGUCAGUGUUCAGCAAUUCUAUGGGAUGUGUGCUUGGUCAGCAUGACGAGUCAGGGAAAAAGGAAAAGGCAAUUUAUUAUCUCAGUAGGAAAUUCACUGACUGUGAAAUGAGAUAUUCGCCAAUCGAAAAAUUGUGCUGUGCGUUGAUUUGGACCACACGGAGAUUAAGACAGUACAUGCUAUACCAUACAACUUGGCUCAUCUCAAAAUUAGAUCCAUUAAAAUACAUGAUGGAAUCAACGGCUCUAAAUGGAAGAAUGGCGAAAUGGAAAAUUUUGCUUUCAGAGUUCGAUAUAGUCUAUGUAAGUCAGAAGGCUAUCAAAGGAAGUGCGGUGGCAGACUUCUUGGCCAGUAGAGCUUUGGAGGAUUACGAGCCAUUGAAUUUUGAUUUUCCAAAUGAGGAGCUAAUGUGUAUAGCAGCAACUGAAGAUUCGCCAUGGAAGCUAAAUUUUGAUGGGGCUUCUAAUGCAGUCGGAAAUGGAAUUGGGGCAGUCUUGGUAUCCCCGAAUGGCGACCAUUACCCGUUCACGUGCAAGUUGGAUUUUGACUAUACAAAUAAUAUGGCUGAAUACGAAGCAUGCAUCAUGGGGCUCCAAGCGGCCAUAGAAAGAGGCAUAAAAACCCUAGAUGUAUAUGGAGAUUCUGCGUUAGUAAUCUAUCAGCUAAGAGGUGAAUGGGAGACAAGAGACUCUAAGUUGAUCAAUUAUCGAAUGGUAGUUUUGGGGUUACUAAGAGAGUUCGAUGACAUCACCUUCAACUAUCUCCCACGAGAUGAGAAUCAGAUGGCAGAUGCUUUAGCAACCUUGGCUUCAAUGAUUAAGGCAAAUAAAGAGGAAGAGAUGAGACCAAUUCAAAUGAGUGUCUAUGAAUUUCCAACUAGCUGUUGUAACCUUGAAGAGGAAGAAAAGGAUGACAAUCCUUGGUAUCAGGAUAUAUUGCGAUAUGUAAGAGAUCGUAAAUAUCCAGCACAGGCAUCUGAAAAUGACAAACGAACCCCGAGAAGAUUAGCUUGUGACUAUGUUUUGGACGGGGAUGUUCUGUACAAGAGAAGGAAAGACCAAGUACUUUUGAGAUGUGUUGAUGCUGUGGAAGCCAAGCUAAUUCUAGAAGAGGUCCAUGAAGGUGUAUGUGGUACGCAUGCAAAUGGGUUCACGAUGGUAAGACAAAUCAUGAGGUUUGGCUAUUACUGGGCCACUAUGGAAGGAGACUGUAUCAAUUAUGCCAAAAAAUGCCAUAAGUGUCAGAUUUAUAGGGACAAAAUUCAUAUACCACCCUCACCUUUACAUGUCAUGACGUCUCCAUGGCCAUUUUCCAUGUGGGGCAUAGAUGUCAUCAGACCAAUAUCGCCGAAAGCUUCGAAUGGACAUCAGUUUAUUUUCGUAGUUAUUGACUACUUUACAAAAUGAGUAGAGGCUGCUUCUUACGCAAAUGUUACCAAGUCAGCUGUAAGUCAAUUUUUGAAGAAGGAAAUCAUUUGUCGGUAUGGAAUGCCUGAGAGGAUCAUAUCCGACAAUGCGUUGAAUUUGAACAACAAAAUGAUAGCAGAGGUUUGCGACCAGUUCAAAAUCAAGCAUCACAACUCUUCACCCUAUCGUCCAAAGAUGAAUGGGGCAGUGGAGGCUGCCAAUAAGAACAUUAAGAAAAUAGUGGGAAAGAUGACUGAGACUUAUAAGGAUUGGCAUGAAAGGCUACCGUUUGCACUCUUGGCUUAUCGAACAUCUGUUAGAACUUCUACUGGGCCAACUCCGUUCUCAUUAGUUUACGGGAUGGAAGCAGUUUUACCUAUUGAAGUGGAAAUACCUUCUCUCCGAAUUUUAACAGAGAUAAAGUUAGAUAAAGCUGAAUGGGUUCAGUCUCGAUAUGACCAGCUAAACUUGAUUGAGGAAAAGAGGCUGAAGGCUAUCCGACAUGGUCAGAUGUACCAGAAGCGUAUGAUGCAAGCUUAUGAUAAAAAGGUUCGUCCAAGGGAAUUCCAUGAGGGGGACCUUGUGCUAAAGAAAAUCCUCCCAAUUCAGAAGGACUUUAGAGGAAAAUGGAUGCCAAAUUGGGAGGGGUCAUACAUCGUGAAGAGCUUUUCUGGUGGUGCAUUGAUUUUGACAAAAAUGGAUGGAAAGAGCCUACCCAAUCCGGUGAACUCAAACUCAGUCAAAAAGUACUUUGUCUAA
Molecule: messenger RNA, 3333 nt
Organism: Gossypium arboreum
Lineage: Eukaryota; Viridiplantae; Streptophyta; Magnoliopsida; Malvales; Malvaceae
Biological process (GO): DNA integration
Molecular function (GO): RNA-DNA hybrid ribonuclease activity; nucleic acid binding
Source: RefSeq, a predicted model, not a curated record